This is a messenger RNA of Arachis stenosperma, 1917 nucleotides long. RefSeq lists its product as uncharacterized. The record is from RefSeq and is a predicted model, not a curated record. Lineage: Eukaryota; Viridiplantae; Streptophyta; Magnoliopsida; Fabales; Fabaceae. Bases 1 to 1917 code for a protein of 638 amino acids. Gene Ontology annotation, molecular function: zinc ion binding. The transcript is spliced from 5 exons.
AUGGAACAAGAUGAUCAUGAUUUCGAUGGAAAAAGUUAUAACGGUGACAGCGAAGAGGAAUAUGAAGGAAAUUACGAUUUCGUUGAUCCAAAUGCAGAUGAGGAACAAGAGGACUGCACCAUUGAGUCGGACGUCGAAGACGUCGCAAAUGCACUAGCGAGUGAGCAUCCAUUCGAAGAACCGUCUUUCAUGCGCACUUUGGAUCUCGAUGCCAUGAAUGCUCCAGAAUUUCUGGAGUAUGCCAAUGCAGAUCCACCUAUGGUCAAGGAUGGUGAAUUUGUCAUAGGGAUGGAAUUUAAUUCUAGAGAGGCUGUGAUCAAGACAGUUAAAGAUUAUACCAUUCACAGAGGUGUUGAUUAUCGGGUUUUUGAGUCUGAGCCGAUGACAUUUUAUGCGAAAUGUGUGCAAUAUGGUCAAAGCUUUGAUUGGCUUAUCAGGGUUAGCUUGAUGCGAAGAAAGUAUUGUUGGGAGAUUAGACGAUAUAAUGGCAGCCAUACUUGUACUAGAGCCACUAUUUCUCAGGAUCAUUCAAAGUUGGACUCAGACACUAUUGCAUAUGCAAUUAAGCCAUUGAUAGAGGCCGAUCCAUCCAUAAAGGUGCGAUCAGUAAUUGCAGAUAUCCAAUCAAAGUUUAACUACAUGAUUAUUUAUUGCAAAGCAUGGUUGGCUAAGCAAAAGGCAAUUGAAAAAAUUUUUGGAGGGUGGGAAGCCUCUCAUGAAGCGUUGCCCAUAUGGUUUGAGGCAAUGGUAAAGAAAGAGCCAUCAGCAGCUGUCGAAUAUGAAACGUUACCUUACUACCGCGGGGAUGAAUUGGCUCAGGAUGUCAGGGUAGAUGGCACACACUUGUAUGGAAAAUAUAAAGGAGCGUUGUUGGUUGCAGUUUCUCAAGAUGGUAACAACAAUAUUGUGCCAAUUGAUGGGGUGGGACUUAUCUCUGAUCGACACGAGUUUAUUAGGUCAGCAGUUUCUCGUUGUGAUGGAGCAUGGGAGCCGCCAAGGGCCAGACACAUGUUUUGCAUUAGGCACAUAGCAUCGAACUUCUUGAGGAAGUUCAAGGCACCGUUCAUGCCAAAGCUUGUGGUGAACAUAGGCUAUUCUAAGACGGUGGAUGAAUACGAAAUCCAUUACCAGAGGUUGCGCAGUCGGGGUGAGGUAUACACUCGCUGGCUAGAUCGGAUUCCCCGUGAGCAACACUCUUUGGCAUAUGAUGGUGGCCAUCGAUGGGGUCAUAUAACGACAAAUCUGGUGGAAUGCAUCAAUGGGGUGUUGAAGGGUGCACGCAAUCUUCCCGUCACAGCACUUGUAAAGGCGACUUUUUAUAGACUGAAUGAGUUGUUCACAAGGAAAAGGGAUGGCGCUGAGACUCGUCUUCGAGCUAGACACUUAUUCUCCAAAAUAGUGACCGAAAAGAUUCAGCAAAAUUUGAUUGCGGCUGAAAACAUCAUAGUUAGUUGCUUCGAUCGGCAGAAUGAAGUUUUCGAUGUGAGGGAGAUGCCCAGCGGUGUUGAGUAUGCGGUAGACCUGCGACGUAGGCACUGUGACUGUGGUUAUUUUCAAGUUGAUCGCUUUCCAUGUCGCCACGUUUUUGCAUGUUGUGCAAACCAACGUCUUGAUUGGCAAGUUUACGUACACGACGUGUAUCGGAUGGAUGAGAUCCGAAAGGUGUACAGAGCUAGAUUUAUGCCAUUGGGCAACCCAACAACAUGGCCGGUGUAUGGAGGGCCACGGAUGAUACCUAAUCCUUCACUUAAGAGAGUUACCAAAGGUCGUCCCAAACAAACUCACUUCUUGAAUGAGAUGGACACACGAUCAAUGCGAGGUCCGAGACGUUGUAGGCUAUGCGGUGUAAAAGGGCACAGUCGUAGUAGGUGCCCCCAGCGCGCCGGAACUAGUGCACGUGAGGCAGACCCACCGUAA